Messenger RNA from Symbiodinium natans, 312 nucleotides. NCBI's taxonomy places the organism in Eukaryota, Dinophyceae, Suessiales, Symbiodiniaceae. The record is from the annotation of a GenBank genome assembly.
AUGCCCAUGCCCACUGCCCCGGCUGGGGGCUCGCAGCAAGUGGACGUCGUACAGUCGCAUGGGCAGUUUUUGCAGAACGUGGAGAUGGAGAAGUGGCAAGAAUGCCAGACGCAGCCAGGCCAGAAGCCGAUGUUGUCUCGCCAGGUGCUCGAAGCCUUGAUGGCAAGGGAGCAAGCAAGAGGUAUGACAUCUCAGCCAGCGCUGUGGGGCACGGUGGACGGCAGCCGAAUCUCGGCCACCGUGCCGGAAGUGAUGAAAGCGCAGCGUGCCGGUGCAACUGCCUUGAAGAAGGCAGGAGCAUGCCCGCUGUGA